GCAGAGCUUGCAUCACAUCCGCCGCCUAGGCGCCCAAUUCCGGAAGGUGCAGCACAGUUGUGGCGGCGGGUACUGCGUUAGUGAUUAGGGUUUCUUCCCUGCCGGAGGUGGGAUACGCUGUAGCAUCAUGGUCGAGGAGGUACAGAAACAUUCUGUACACACACUUGUGUUCAGGUCAUUGAAGAGGACCCAUGACAUGUUUGUAGCUGAUAAUGGAAAACCUGUGCCUUUAGAUGAAGAGAGUCACAAACGGAAAAUGGCAAUCAAGCUUCGUAAUGAGUAUGGUCCUGUGUUGCAUAUGCCUACUUCAAAAGAAAAUCUUAAAGAGAAGGGUCCUCAGAAUGCAACGGAUUCAUAUGUUCAUAAACAGUACCCUGCCAAUCAAGGACAAGAAGUUGAAUACUUUGUGGCAGGCACACAUCCAUACCCACCGGGACCUGGGGUUGCUUUGACAGCUGAUACUAAGAUCCAGAGAAUGCCAAGUGAAUCAGCUGCACAGUCCUUAGCGGUGGCAUUACCUUCUCAGACCAAGGCUGAUGUAAAUCGUACUGCACCUAGUGGAAGUGAAUACCGACAUCCUGGGGCUUCUGACCGUCCACAGCCUCCAGCGAUGAAUUCAAUUGUCAUGGAGACCGGCAAUACCAAGAACUCUGCACUGAUGGCUAAAAAAGCCCCUACAAUGCCAAAACCCCAGUGGCACCCACCGUGGAAACUCUACAGGGUUAUCAGUGGGCAUCUUGGCUGGGUUCGAUGUAUUGCUGUGGAACCUGGAAAUCAGUGGUUUGUUACUGGGUCUGCUGACAGAACCAUAAAGAUCUGGGACUUGGCUAGUGGCAAAUUAAAACUGUCAUUGACUGGGCAUAUUAGUACUGUGCGGGGCGUGAUAGUAAGCACAAGGAGCCCAUACCUGUUCUCUUGUGGAGAAGACAAACAAGUAAAAUGCUGGGAUCUUGAAUACAAUAAGGUUAUAAGGCAUUAUCAUGGACAUUUAAGUGCAGUAUAUGGUUUGGAUUUGCACCCAACAAUCGAUGUGUUGGUAACCUGUAGUCGAGAUUCAACUGCACGGAUUUGGGAUGUGAGAACUAAAGCCAGUGUACACACAUUAUCUGGACAUACAAAUGCAGUUGCUACAGUGAGGUGUCAGGCUGCAGAACCACAAAUUAUUACAGGAAGCCAUGAUACUACAAUUCGAUUAUGGGAUCUGGUGGCUGGAAAAACAAGAGUGACGUUAACAAAUCACAAAAAAUCAGUUAGGGCUGUGGUUUUACAUCCAAGACAUUACACAUUUGCAUCUGGUUCUCCAGAUAACAUAAAGCAGUGGAAAUUCCCUGAUGGAAGUUUCAUUCAAAAUCUUUCCGGUCAUAAUGCUAUUAUUAACACGUUGACAGUAAAUUCUGAUGGAGUACUUGUAUCUGGAGCUGACAAUGGCACCAUGCAUCUUUGGGACUGGAGAACUGGCUACAAUUUUCAGAGAGUUCAUGCAGCUGUGCAACCUGGGUCUUUGGACAGUGAAUCAGGAAUAUUUGCCUGUGCUUUUGAUCAGUCUGAAAGUCGAUUACUAACAGCUGAAGCUGAUAAAACCAUUAAAGUAUACAGAGAGGAUGACACAGCCACAGAAGAAACUCAUCCAGUCAGCUGGAAACCAGAAAUUAUCAAGAGAAAGAGAUUUUAAUGAAUGUGGAAUUUUCUUUUUUUUUUUUUUUUUUUAAAAAAAAAAAGCUUGGCGUUGAUGAGGAUACCCAGUCGUUUUGUGCUCUGGCUGGGAAUAUAAAGGAGAAAUUCACUAGCUUCAAUCAUUGCUGCUUCAUAUUUUACAAUAAACUGUCCCCUGUCCCCUACCCUUGUGUUUUUAUUUCUAAAACAAUUUGUGAUACUAGGAAGAUGCAGAUACCAAGUAAAUGCAGGUUUAUUGAAUGUAACUAUUCUAGAUGUAAUAUUUUGACAGUCUUAUUAGAACAACCUUCUUUUUUAAAAAAAAUGUAUGAAACCGAUUAUUAUAAUGGGACAUUUGAGGGAACAGUAGGUUUUUUUUAAUUUUAAUCCUUUAAAAAUUAAUAUCUGUGACUAAUAAUUUGAGAUUAAAAGAUUUGAAGUCUUA
Messenger RNA from Rhinopithecus roxellana (golden snub-nosed monkey), 2098 nucleotides. It is a transcript of the gene PLRG1, whose product is annotated as pleiotropic regulator 1. The record is from RefSeq and is a predicted model, not a curated record. Gene Ontology annotation, cellular component: precatalytic spliceosome; catalytic step 2 spliceosome; Prp19 complex. Gene Ontology annotation, biological process: mRNA splicing, via spliceosome. Bases 128 to 1672 code for a protein of 514 amino acids. Gene Ontology annotation, molecular function: protein binding. Lineage: Eukaryota; Metazoa; Chordata; Mammalia; Primates; Cercopithecidae. The transcript has 15 exons.